AUGUUUUCUCUUCCAAAGCUACCCACGCAACUACCAAGAUUCGGAAUACUGGGUGACGAUGCAAAACUAGCGUUUCGAACGAGCGCCGGAGGUCUUCGUCGACUCACUGAAGAGACUAUUCCACUAUCAGAUGAGAACUACUGGUUACAGUAUACGACGCUAUUCGACACUGCAGGAGAAGCAUUCACACUCAUCAAUCCGAGCGACAUAUAUCGCUCGCUCCUUCAUCGUCCUGAGAAUGUGGCCACGUUGCUCACCUAUCUCAUCACAAAGUUGUCAAGCCUGCUCGGAGAUCAUACAUUCCCUGCAUCGGCGCCAUCCAUCUCUUCAUCUCUCAAUCCAUUAAACUCGCUUCCUAUCAACCUAGGAGGAAACACGGACCGAAAUCCCACUAAGCAGGAUACUCCCGUCAUAUUUGGAUUGGAGGUACCUGGAUGGGAAGAAAGUCUCAUGUGGAAACAACGAACAGUCGUUAUUCCACCGCCAUCGGCAGGGGGAGGCUACGGACAGCGACUCGAUGAAGCUCCUCAAUUCGUGAUAGAUGAUGAAGAGGAAGAGGAGAAUCCGGUUCCACUCAGAUUGCAUCUCAACCUGCUUCGACAGCGGAACCCACGACGCAAAUCCAACCCAGCUUGGCAGAGCAGCUCAUCAAUACCCUGA
This is a messenger RNA of Serendipita indica DSM 11827, 660 nucleotides long. NCBI's taxonomy places the organism in Eukaryota, Fungi, Basidiomycota, Agaricomycetes, Sebacinales, Serendipitaceae. The record is from the annotation of a GenBank genome assembly.